UCUGAGGAUGCAGUUCAGCAUCUCUGUAUUCUGGUUAAACUGCUGAAGAGAGAAUCUGCCUGAGUUUGCUCUGCAGCAGCAUUUAAUCUCAGGACGUGGCGUUCGUAACAAUGAGGUUUCUAAUCUCGCUGUGUGUGUCACUUCUGCUGAUUAAUUGUGAACUGAUCAAUGGACAAACAUCUGGCACAUUUUAUCCAUUUGGAUCUGGAGACACAGUGAAUGCACGCAGUGAUGAUGGAAGUUCAUCAGUGAUUUACCUCCAACAACCAUUUAUAUAUUUUGGACAAACAUACAACCGCAUUUAUGUCAACAACAAUGGACACUUGACUUUUGAUAAUGCAUGGUCCAGCUUCUCUCCGUACCAGUUCCCUGCUUAUGGCGGGAUAGACCUCAUUGCUCCAUUCUGGACAGAUCUUGACAACCGUGUGAAUGGGUUUGUCUCAUAUAAUCAGUACACCUCUGACAGUGUCCUUACACAGGCCACACAAGAUAUAAACCAAUACUUCCCUCACCUGAGCUUCUCUGCUUCAUGGGUCUUUGUUGCAACAUGGGACAGAGUUGCAUACUACCCAAAUUCAGGAACAGAAACAUCUUUCCAAGUGGUUUUGAUAUCAAAUGGCCAUCUCACAUUUGUUUUAAUGAACUAUGGUACAAUUGCUCCAACACAACGAUAUAUACAGGCUGGUUAUGACACAAUCAAUUCAAGUCAUCAUUUCUCAAUAACCGGAUCACUCCUGAGUGACAUCACAAGCCUAUCAAACAGCAGCAAUGUUGAUGUGCCAGGCAGAUGGGCCUUCAGAACAGAUUUUGGAUCACGGGGUUGUCAAUUUAAUGGUGUACAAGUGCAACUUGGAGACUCCUUUUGGAGUGAUGCCACCUGUCAGGAGAAAUGCACCUGUACCAGAAGUGGCCUCCAGUGCAGCCUGCAGCCCUGCACUUAUUCCCAAGCCUGUCGUCCAGCUGCUUUCCAAUACUCUUGUCAGAACAUUCAACGCCAAACCUGCACCAUCUCCGGUGAUCCACACUACUACACUUUUGACAAUCAGAUUUUUCACUUUCAAGGAACUUGCACCUAUGUUCUGUCUGAGGCUUGUGGAAAUGGUUUGCCGUUUUAUCGCAUUGAAGGCAAAAAUGAACACCGGGGUAGUACACAUGUGUCAUGGACUCGGAUGGUCAGAGUGUUUGUCUAUGAAGAAGAAAUUGAGCUCGUCAAAGAUCGCCAUUAUGAGGCAAAGGUUAAUGGGAUUUUCACUACAACACCAUUCACUCUCCGCAAUGGCUCCAUCCAAGUCUAUCAGUCAGGAUUUUCUUUGGCCAUCAGCACCGAUUUUGGUCUGGUUGUUACAUAUGAUGCAUAUAGCUACGUCACCAUCUCUGUACCUUAUGAGUACCAGAAUUCCACAUGUGGUCUUUGUGGUAACUUUAACCUACAUCCUGAAGAUGACUUCCGUUCACCCAAUGGUGAGAUCCUGAGCUCUGAUGUUGAAUUUGCCAACUCUUGGAAGGCAGAAGGGGACCCAGAUCCUGAAUGCCAUAAUGUCAGGUGCACAGGUCUGGCUUGUGCAGUGUGUACCACCAAUGAAAUGAGUGUUUACAGUGACACAAACCACUGUGGGAUCCUGGGAGAUGUUUCUGGCCAUUUUGCUGCUUGCCACUCAGUGCUUGCGGCACAGACCUACAUAGAGAACUGUGUCUAUGAUCUCUGCUUAGGACAAGGGUACCAGCCUAUUCUGUGCCAGGCUCUCAAUGUGUAUUCUGCUCAAUGCCAACAGCAAGGAGUGCAACUAGGGCAGUGGAGACGUCAGGGCUUUUGUGAGAUUCCUUGCCCUGAGCACAGUCAUUUUGAGUCCCAAGGAACAAGUUGCCCUGCAACCUGCAGCAAUCCCUCCGCUCCAAAUAACUGUCCCAUACCCAAUCAGGAGAGUUGUAUCUGUGAUGCUGGGUACAUCCUCAGUUCUGGGCAAUGUGUGCCUCUUCAGAACUGUGGCUGCACAUUUGAGGGUUUAUAUUAUGCUGAGGGACAGUCAGUAAUUUUGGAUGGGGACUGUGGAAGGCAAUGUGUUUGCAGUUUUGGGACAAUGAUCUGCCAUCAGCACCAGUGUGGCCCUGCAGAGGUGUGUGAAGUCCAUGAUGGUGUGCGGGGCUGCAGACCCAUCAGCUAUUCCACAUGUUCAGUUGAAGGCCUGGGGUCAUAUUACACCUUUGAUGGACUAAGCUUCAGAUAUCCAGGAGCAUGUGGACUGACCCUUGCAAGGGUUAUGGGGCCAUCACAACAACCCUAUUUUGUUUUGACAGUGGAGAAAGUUCCCAGAGGCUUUCUCGACUUUUCCAGGUACCUGAAGUUUGAGGCAGAAGGAACUCAGGUUUCCAUAGAAUUGGGCGAAGGGAGCAAUGUACAGGUGGAUGGACAGAUGGUUGGUUUGCCCAUCAAUGUUGGUUCUGGUCGGAUUCGGAUCUUUCACAACAGUGUGAUGGGGUUUGUUUUGGAAACAAACUUUGGGGUGACCGUUAGAGCUGACUGGCCACACAUUGUCAGAGUCACUGUGCCAAGCACUUACAACGGAACACUUGGAGGUCUAUGUGGGAACUUGAAUGGAAACACUGAUGAUGAUUUUUACAGUCCAGAUGGUAUCCUUUUGGAUGACUCUCGAUUGUUUGCGGACAGCUGGCGUGAUGGGUCUCUGUCAGCCCACUGUGAGGACCCAGUUGACAUCUGGGAACCAGGACAUUAUCAGAACAGCAGCCAGUUCAGUGAGCACUGCAACAUCAUGGCCAGGAAUGAUGGACCAUUUGCUGAGUGUAGUAGAACAUUAGACCCUUCGCAAAGGAUGCAAGAUUGCAUUCAGAUGCUGGCUCAGACAGGGGGAUCCAGGGAGGCCCUAUGUGAGGCCUUGCGAGGCUACACACUUCUCUGCCAACAGAAUGGCAUUGCAGUUGGAGAGUGGAGGAGUAUCACCCACUGUGAUCCCCACUGUCCACCAAAUUCCCAUUUCGAAUUAUGUGGCACUUCCUGUCCUGCUUCCUGCCCUAGCCUCUCAUUUCCCUUUCAGUGCACUCUGCAAUGUCAAGGGGGAUGCCAGUGUAAUGAUGGACAUGUGCUAAAUGGAGAUCACUGUGUGCCCCCCACGGGUUGUGGUUGCCACUAUGCUGGCCGCUAUCGGCAACCUGGGGAGCAAUUCUGGAAUGGUGAGCAGUGCCAGUCGCUGUGUGUCUGUGAUGGCAUCACUGGAAAUGUCCAUUGCUCACCAUCAUCUUGCAAUGAGCAGGAAAUCUGUCAAGUGGUGGAGGGACAGUUUGGCUGCCAUCCCCUUCCACAUGCUAGUUGUUCUGCUUCAGGAGACCCCCAUUAUAUGUCCUUUGAUGGAGCAUUCUUUGAUUUUCAAGGCACAUGCCGAUAUGUGCUAGCUACAGUAUGUAAUGACAGUGUUGGGCUUCCACACUUCCAGGUGGAUGCAAGAAAUGAGGCUUGGCAUGGACUCUCAGUGUCAAUUACUGUUGAAGUUUUUGUCAACGUCUCUGGGCAUCUCGUGCACAUGUCAAAAGACAUGUAUGGUUCUUCUGCUGUUGAGAUUGAUGGAGAGACCAGAAACCUCCCCAUCCUACUUGACUCUGGUCGGGUCUCUGUCUACUCCACAGGACAGUUCGUCUUUGUCACAACAGACUUUGGUUUCAGUGUGAGUUAUGGUGGCUCUUGGGCAGUGAACAUCAUCGUGCCAUCAAACUACAGUGGAGCUAUGUGUGGACUCUGUGGCAACUUUAAUGGCCAGAGGGAUGAUGACUUCAUGACUCGUUCAGGUGAUCUGGUACCUUCAGUAGACCAGUUUGGGGCGGCUUGGAAGCUUGAAGAUGAUAUGUCAUGCAGUGAUGGGUGUGGAGCCAAUUGCCCUUUAUGUCAAGAUCAGACCAUCUCUCAGUCUUUGUGUGAUAUUAUCAGGGACAAUCAGGGCCCCUUAAGCUUCUGCCAAUCUUCUGUAGACCCACAAGUAUACUUUAAUGACUGUGCAUUUGAUGUGUGUGUUUCUGGGAACCAUAAUGAUGUCUUGUGUCGCUCUAUCCAAUCCUAUGUGAGUGCCUGUCAAUUGGCCAAUGCCAUUGUCUACCCCUGGAGAGCAAAUGUGUCAUGUGUCAUGACCUGCCCUGAGAACAGUCACUAUGAGCUGUGUGGUACAGACUGUGGCCAUACAUGCGCCAGUAGCAUCGAUGCUAGUUGUGAACACACAUGCUCAGAGGGUUGUUUCUGUGAUGCUGGAUUUGUGAGGAGUGGAGGUCUAUGUGUACCAGUGGAGCAAUGUGGCUGCUUGUAUAACGGAUUCUACUAUAAUAUUGGUGAACAGUUCUGGGAUCCAGAAUGUUCCCAACGCUGCGAGUGUUUUGCUCCAAAUGAUCUGCGCUGCUCUGCAUACACCUGCCCAUCAACAAUGGAGUGCACUGUUAGAAAUGGCCGUCGUGGUUGCUAUGGUCAAAUGUCCACGUGCACAGUCUGGGGCGAUCCCCACUUCAUAACCUUCGAUGGAGCUUUGGCCCACUUUCAGGGAACAUGUUCAUAUGAGAUCGCACAGACCUGUGGUAAUGUUACCGGAGAUGAUCUGUCAUUCCGUGUGGUGGCGACCAACAGACACCGUGGCAACAUGAUGGUGUCAUUUGUAUCAGUAGUGGAUGUUUGGUUGUCUCAACGUGGAGAAAAUAUGCAUAUCACUAUUGGGCAGAACAGGAAAGUCAAAGUUGAUGGUAAUGACAUUGGCACUCCAGCUUCAAUGGUCAAUGAUCUUGUAGAGGUCCAUGAGGAGCAGGGAUUUGUAAUCAUUAAUGCAUUCAAUGAAUUCAUGGUCCAUUUUGAUGGCCAUAGCACCCUCCUAGUCAGACUGAGUGCAAGUUUCUAUAGAUCUGUAUGUGGAAUGUGUGGUAAUUAUAAUGGCAACCCUGCGGAUGAUAAAGCACUGCCCAGUGGAGAUCUUGCUCCUGAUGACACUGCCUUCGGCCAGAGCUGGAUUUCAGACACCAGCACCCCAGGUUGUGGUGAAAGUGACCGGACCGGUAAUGCUGAUGAGUGUCCAUUCAGACAGGAGUAUUCUGAGAUCUGUAGCAUUAUCACCAACACCACUGGACCCUUCCAACAAUGCCACCUUCAUGUAGACCCUGCUCCUUACUACUUCUCCUGCGUGUAUGACCUGUGUCUUUACACAUCUGCCAAUGGCAUGUUGUGUUCUGCUGUUCAGGCCUAUGAGACGGCUUGUGCAAUGUUGGAGAUACAGAUCCCAGAAUGGCGCUCGAGUCUUCAGUGCCCUGUGACAGAUCCCUGUGCUGAACUCAACUGUACUGAAGAUGAAUGGUGUGGGAAGAAAAAUGGUGUUUACGACUGUUUCUGCAACGAAAACCAUUUGAGACCUCAACCUGACUCUUUUGAUUCCUCUGAAACCUGUGAAAGCAGCUCAGGCUCCAUGUCUCUGUCUCGCUGUCAGCUCUUUGAGGCUGGUUUUCCAGCUGGAAUCUUACACCUCAAUGAGCCCAGUUGCAAAGGAACAGUCCAGAAUGGCAGAGUGGAGUUCCAUUUUGAUAACAAUGAGCACAUCUGUGGGACAAAUCUUGUGGCCAAUGGCACCCACUUCAUCUAUGAGAACUUUAUUCUGGGGGCACCAGACUCAUCUGAAGGUCUCAUAAGCAGGAAGAGAAUUCUGAAGCUAUCUUUCAGCUGUGUAUACCUACAAACCCAGACACUCUCAAUGAAUAUAGAAAUGAAUCCACUGGAGAGCAUUGUGCACCGAAUACUUCCAGCCGGUGAAGGCAGAUAUCAGGUCAGGAUGGUUCCAUAUCACGAUGCACAGUUCUCCAACCCCUUCACUGGUCGUGUGGAUGCUGAACUGAACCAGCAGAUUUUUGUGGAAGUUCGUGUUGAUGGGGUCGAUAACAGUCAGUUUGCCGUUGUGAUUGACACGUGUUGGGCUACACCUGAGAAUGAUCCACAUCACCAUCUCCGCUGGGACCUCAUUGCUGGAGAGUGUCCCAAUCCAAAUGAUGACACAGUGGAGCUGCUGCAGAAUGGAGUCUCCACAUCAAGCCGUUUCUCUUUCAGGAUGUUUGUGUUUACUGCAAACUCCACUAAGGUUUACCUGCACUGUGCUAUUCACCUGUGUCUUCUGACGCGUAGUGACUGCUCAGCGCAUUGUUACCCUGGAUACCACCAGAGAGUGGGCAGAUCUCUGGACUUCCACGACAGUGCUUCCAUUUCCAUGGGCCCUCUGGUCAUGUCUGAAAGCAACUCAGAUAUAUGGGCUCCAGAAAGAGUAAAAGCAUCAAGGGCCCCUGGUCUGAGUGGUUCCUUGAUAAUAUUGUUUCUUUCACUCCUAAAUGUCUUCACCAAAUUUUAGUAUAUUUCCACUAUGAAUGACCUCUAAUUUUCAAAGUUUCUCUCUCUCUCUCUCUCUCUCUCUCUCUCUCUCUCUCUCUCUCUCUCUCUCUAUAUAUAUAUAUAUUUUAAUAUUGCUUAUUUUUAUUUUCCAAACUACAUAAUAAUGAACAACUGGUAUUAAACUGAUUUAACUGACCCUCGGCCUGCAGCGGACAGAUCAGAGAUAUCCCACUGUUAGGAAAAGUUGGCAGUUGUUUUGUUUCACUGUAUUGUUGUAUUUGACUAUACUAUGAAUAAAGGCUAUU
Molecule: messenger RNA, 6651 nt
Organism: Xyrauchen texanus (razorback sucker)
Lineage: Eukaryota; Metazoa; Chordata; Actinopteri; Cypriniformes; Catostomidae
Product: alpha-tectorin-like
Exons: 26
Coding region: 111-6365 (2084 amino acids)
Biological process (GO): cell-matrix adhesion
Molecular function (GO): protein binding
Source: RefSeq, a predicted model, not a curated record